Necator americanus (New World hookworm) is the source of this 318-nucleotide messenger RNA. RefSeq lists its product as uncharacterized. Lineage: Eukaryota; Metazoa; Nematoda; Chromadorea; Rhabditida; Ancylostomatidae. The coding region runs from base 1 to 318 and encodes 105 amino acids. The transcript has a single exon. The record is from RefSeq and is a predicted model, not a curated record.
AUGCGAUGUGUGCGGACAGUCGGGGCUGAAGAUGAUCCGCACGAGGACAUGGUAGCCACUAGGCUUGCCUUCGAUCUCGAUGGUUCACUCCUUGCCUCGCGGGGCACUACUUUGGGAGGCCCCAAGGCUACCGCCGUACUUCCCUGCACUUUACCCUUACUCUGGCCCCACACCGGCCUUACACUAGUCCCUGGCACUUGUGCAGUACCGCUGGCUGCCGCCCUGCGGCUUGGGCUCUUUGAUCCAUUGGCAAUACACGUACGUACACUUACUGUGCACGUACGUUUGCCUAGCUACUCCUUUGUGGCUCCUGUGUAG